Actinia tenebrosa (Australian red waratah sea anemone) is the source of this 1707-nucleotide messenger RNA. RefSeq lists its product as uncharacterized. Gene Ontology annotation, molecular function: chromatin binding. Gene Ontology annotation, cellular component: nucleus. The record is from RefSeq and is a predicted model, not a curated record. Gene Ontology annotation, biological process: regulation of gene expression. Lineage: Eukaryota; Metazoa; Cnidaria; Anthozoa; Actiniaria; Actiniidae.
CCAAAGUUACUUCUGCAAAAACGUUUUGAAAGUUUUAUUGUCAAGUAUCGUAUUUUUUCGUCGUAUUGUAAGCCAAAAUGACUCGAGAAGAACUCCACAGCCAUCGUCACAGAAGCAGAAGUCCUGGACAUUCUCGGAGACAUCGAAAAGCAAGAUCCAGGUCGCCUUCUUGGCCAAAAUCUCGGUCUCGUUCACGAAGCAGAAGCAGAAGUCAUAGUUUAGAACGUGAACAUUUUAGAAAAAAACAGAAAUCAUCUGAAGAGCUCGCCAUGGAACGCCGCAGAGCAAUGAGAGAACAAAUAAUGAGUGAUGGUGUCCCUGAGGUAUGGGGGCCUGUUCCACGAGAACAGCCAAUAGAUUCUGAUGAUGAAAGGAAAAGGCUCCAUCCUACAUUAGCAAAUGGCCGAAAAAGCAAAAAGGACACAGAUAGUGAGAGUGAAGAAGAAGCACCAAAGAAAAAGCAUAAGAAAUCAAGUAAAAAGAAGAAGAAGAAGCAUAGAUCAAAAAAGAGUAGGAAACACUCAAAAAAGAGAAAGAAGAGAAAGGAAAGUGAGAGUGAAAGCGAGGAAGAAUCUUCAGAUGGAUCAGAACUAGAAUGGGAGGAGGCAAGUGUAGACAAAGUUACUGUAGAGAAAAAGCAAAUAAAAUCUAAGAAAGAUGACAAGGAAGAAGAAAGUGAAGUUGUAGGACCACUUCCCAUAAUGCAAGAUGGCACUACACCAGAGCUACGAGACUUUGGAGGCGCACUGUUGCCUGGUGAAGGUGAAGCUAUGGCAGAAUAUGUAAAGAUGGGAAAACGUAUUCCACGGCGUGGUGAAAUUGGGUUGACAUGUGAUGAGAUUGCAUCUUUUGAAUCUUCUGGAUUUGUAAUGAGUGGUAGCAGACACCGUCGAAUGGAGGCUGUACGUCUACGGAAGGAAAACCAGAUUUACAGUGCAGAUGAGAAGCGUGCAUUAGCAAUGUUUAACUACGAAGAGCGAUCCAAGAGAGAAAACAAAAUUCUGUCAGAUUUCAGGGAGCUUGUUCACCAGAAAACAAAGGGAAAGAAAUAAUACUGCCAAUCUUUGGGUUUAUGGUCAUAAAAUCUAUAGAGAAAGACACUUAGUCACCCUAAUACUCUUAUCCUAGAUUCAUUUCUGUUUUUGAUAUUAAUACUUUGAGAGGUACCAGAGAUUAAAAUGGCCAGCCAUCAGAUAAUGUCCAGUCAGAAUUGGAACUUGUUGGACCAGAUUUUAUCUUGCCAGCCAUUUGUACCAAUAAGGGUGAGCCAGGAACAAGCUAUGACUGAGUUAAGACUACUUUGGUUAUUACUAUGACCAGUGACUGACUGGUGGUUAUUUUCAGCCCUGGAGGCAUCAAGGGUUUUGGAUUCCACCUACAUGUAUAACAAAUUACUAAAUUCGGACAAAACAUCAGAUAUCUUGAAGUUAUUAAGAUUGCAGGGACAUGGAAUUGACAUGUUGGGCAUUGGAUCAACACGACAGAGUAUCUAAAUAUGUGUCUGGUUGUGCAGUGGAUGCAAAAUACGAAAAUUGCAUGAAAACAAAUAGCUCUUAUUUAGUCCGAAACACAAACAUAAAAUCUAUAUCACAUGCAAAGUAUGGUAUACAUUUUUUUUAUUGUAUUAAUCAUUUUGUAAAUAUGUUAUAUACUGUAAUUUUAUUCCAUUUACAUGUAAUAACAGAAACACAAGAAAUGAUAAAGAAA